Molecule: messenger RNA, 4008 nt
Organism: Rhinocladiella mackenziei CBS 650.93
Lineage: Eukaryota; Fungi; Ascomycota; Eurotiomycetes; Chaetothyriales; Herpotrichiellaceae
Exons: 1
Coding region: 1-4008 (1335 amino acids)
Source: RefSeq, a predicted model, not a curated record
AUGUCGACUUCUACUCCUCCAAAUGGCCGAGUUGCCAGCCAGGAUCCGGAAGAACAUUCUGAAGACUAUCAUCUGUCCCUUCCUGCUUUUCACUCCCUUCGCGACAACUCAAGAGAUGGAGUGACACGAACAGGUUCUGUGGCCUCGGGCUCGCGAAGUCAUCGAAGUCGAAGUCGGAAUGCCGAACAGGAGCCCGGCCAUGUGUUAGACCGCCUCUCACACGGCAGCAGUAUACGGAGCGAUCCAGAUUCUAGAAACAGAGACAAGGAAAAAGAGAAUGGUGGCCGUCGACACAAUGUCGCUCGAAGCUCUGGAGGUUUCCUUCUCGAACCCGUAUCCAACUCGAAACAUCUCUCGCACACAUCACUAGCUCCGCAUCGGAAGGACUCCAAAGGGAAGAGAAAUAGUGAGGAAUCGGGCCUGUCGAUCUCAAAGAGGAGGCAAAGGAAUGGCGGUCACGCGAAUGCAUCCUUCAAAAGCUCUCCGCUUGCGAGUGAAGUCAAACAGGAUCCCGUUGUACACGACCAUCCCAACUCUGAUCAGCUUGUUCCCGGGACCGACGUUCGACGAUCCACGUCAUCCUCUCAAAAUGAUGGUCGAUUCGACGGAAGUUCAUCGAUGGGCUCACGCAAGAUUGAAGUCAAAAGAUCACCUAUGGCUGAUGUCGGAUACGACCACGACCCCGCGCAAAUUGUCAACAUGGCUCUUAGUUUGAGCGAAGGCCGACGGAGGCUCGCAUCUGUUAGAAGGUAUGUCUCGACCGAGCAAGGUGAACGUCGUGUCGUCUCGGCAGCGUCAACGACAAGCCCUCGAAACACGGUCAAAAGAAAAAGCAUUGCCCCAUUCCUGGCCCCUAAACGUCAAUCUUCCCGGAACGGCUCUCCAAAGCCUACGUUCACACCCCUGUACCAUGAUCCAAAUCAACCGACUUCAAUCCCCCCAACCGAUGCUGUCACAGCGGAGCCAGAUGAGCUCGAUGAUGAUAUGGAUUUUACGGACCAAAUCUCGCCGGCUACCGCAGCCCGUGUUGAGAAAGCAAAGCUGUAUUUUGAGCUUGCUCACGAGCAUCGUCGACUUCUUUCGCACCUCCCCCCCAUCCGACGACCAGGCAUUCUUCCACGAUCAUCCAGCCCCGAAGAAAUGCAAAAGGCGUACAAUCCUUUGCAAUAUGUCCGGAAUCGGAAGUUGCGCAUCUGGGAGAAGACUCCUAUUAAUAGCGAAGCGGAUGGCUGGCAUGAUGUCCAAAAAGUCAGAUCCUGGGUUGACGCAGUGGUUUCCAGCCAUUCAGAAAUACGACAUGACUCCACUGAGUGUGUUCGCUUGCCGCCACUGGAUCAACGAAGGGUUAAUUCACAUGGGGAUGACCCAGACACCUCGCCAGAUGAACCGAAAAAUGCCAUGUCACCCCGAAUACCGGAUCAGAUUCAUUCUAAACCAAGCCGACCCCGAUCGGAUUGGGUCACUCAUCCGGCAGAUAUGAUAGCUGACGCGUAUUGGCUGGAACAAGGCAUGAACAAGACCAAAAUUCAAGACCGAGACAACAAUCUGAUAUAUCCUCCCAAUACCCAUUUCAAAUUCGCUGGAUGGCGCCACGAGAAACCCGUGGACGUCCCCAGUAUUUUACAGCAACCAUCUCCAUCUCCAUCUCCAGAGCCGGAUCAAUAUAGCCCUGAAGAAGCGCCACCUUCGGCAUUGCCCGAACUACCGACUUUCAAGUCGGCCCAUCAUUCUCACAAACAUAGACGUCAUGGUCGUCGGAGAGAUAAAAUCAAAGAUUCUCUUCAGCCUAAAGAGAUAAGCAGCCCAGGAGAACGCACGCGAAUUCGCCGGAAGUUGUUUCAAGAUAGUAGUGAGUCCGAUUAUUCAGAGUCGACAUCUUCAGAUGAGGGAGCUCCUGAACGUGGUCGUAAGCGGUUGCGACGCAGGAGGCACGCAUCCCCUGGCACCGAUGACCGGGAAAAACAUUAUACACAUCCCCAGACUCAACUAUCCCCACAUAAGCCUGGACUGGGUCGCGGCAAUUCCAGCCCGGGGUCAUCCGGUCCAAAUUCCAAAAGAUCCUCUGUUGACCACACUGCUCUCAACAAGCUCUUUCGGGUGGAUAGCUUCAAAAAGUCCUCACCUUUGGCCAGAUCGCGAGUCAGGCAUGAAUCGUCCCGACCGACUUCCGUAAAGGUACCAAUUCGAUCAAGCCACGAACAGGAACGAGCACCCCGUGCAUCGACCGAAUAUGAUACGACCACUGCUCCAAACUCUCCAAAUGGCGUGGAAUGGCCAAGUAUUGCCAUCAACUUAUCACCACCUCCAAGUCGAAACACCUCACCAACGCGAAAACCAAUCUCUACAAUUUUACACCCGUUCUAUCGAAAGCCCCAUAAAGAACAAGGCCAAAUCAGUACCACCGAUUUUGCGCAGGUUCCACCAUCCCAUCCCGUCCACCAAGAUCGUGGAAGUGAUGUGGACAAGAAUUAUGAUAGUCCUGGCACUCGAGACACGAGCCCAAUGACGCGGGAUCUUAGUCCAUUGUCCAAGGAUCGGACGCACUCGACGCAACCAGAUGAUCUUGCCCUUCAUUCGUCGAAUGAACCCAGAUUCAGCACAGCAAGCAAGGUGAGUACGCGCUCUACCACGCACGCUGCAAGCGAUCAUUCGAAGAUUCGUGGUAUUUUUAAAGGAGGUCGGAUUGCUGAGAUCGUUGGGAACGAAGUGUCUCGCGUUGGGGAUUUCAUCUGGAAACGGGAUCCACCAUCGGUUGACAAACUCAAAGGAUCAGCUUCGGAUGGCAGUCUUCGAUCACACCAUGGAUCUGAUUCGGAGAAAGAGAUUUAUCAUCUAAAUGGAACGAUCUUGAAGACGCCGCCCCAGACUUAUCCUCGUUCGAGAUCAUCGACCGUCUCGAGUACCAAGAGUGAACGUAUAUCUCCCAACAUUUCAAAUUCAAGCCCUCCUUCAAGUGAUCGACCUCGAUAUAACAACCCGAACCUUCCCAGCUUCACUUCCCCAUUCCAAAGAGAUCGAGAACAACAGGAGAAGAAGCAGAAACUACUUGAGCCGGACAGCGCUCUUGGAAGGACUGAUUCCACAGACCAUAUCUCCCGGCUUGCUGCACAGCACCGUUCAGCUUCUCACUCACCUCGACUCGAUCGCAUUGGCUUGCCCAAACUCGACACUGGAGUUCCACGCACGCCGGAUGGUCUGACUCAUCGAAAGAGUUAUGGUUUUGGAUCGGCCCUGGACCUGAGCAGAUCUCGUGAUGCAUCCGAAUUGCUGAAUAAUGCAAUUGGCCCAGUGACAGGCGUCACACCUCUCCGACCAUCCCGAUCUACAGGUGAUUUAUCACAAGCAGAAGGGUUCGGGGACGGUCAAGAACUUAUGGAGCCUCCUGAAGUCUCAUGGCGUGAUAUUGGCCGUGCCGAAGCUCUUUUAUAUACCUCAACGGUGAAAGCACGAGAGAUUGGUCGUCGGGAAGAUGAUCCUGGGACCGAGCUCCCGAAGUUCCUCCUUGACACCCUCACUCCUGAAAACGAAGCCUUGCACUCAGCGACUCCGUUGCGUGUUAAGAAACGCGAUCAUCACAUUGUGGCGGCGCAAAAUAUUAUGAAGAUACUCGAGAGGUCCUCGUCAACCUUCAACUCCAAGUCGCAUUCGUUCAGUGCCUCCGUCGCCCCCAGUCUACAUAUUCAGCUCCAGACGCUGGAGGAUAUGGUAGAGAAUACCAUGACGCCUCAGGUGAGGAUGACAGCAGACGAUGCGGGAGAGCUGAGCAUGAAACUCACUACGACAAGCACGCUGGCUGUCAAAGAGUUGAAUGAUUCAAUCGGAGUUGCGUUUCGCAGGAGACGAAGGGGUCCCAUCCGAUUACUCCGCAAAAUUUGGUUCGCUGGCAUUGAGUGGACAGUUGUUGGAUUGCUGUGGUUCAUCUGGGCCAUCGUCUCUGUCAUCCGAUUUGUUCUGUGUCUCAUCAAUGGUGUGGUAACUACCGUGAGGUGGUUACUUUGGAUUGAUUGA